Molecule: messenger RNA, 3076 nt
Organism: Drosophila montana
Lineage: Eukaryota; Metazoa; Arthropoda; Insecta; Diptera; Drosophilidae
Gene: su(Hw)
Product: suppressor of Hairy wing
Exons: 7
Coding region: 63-2771 (902 amino acids)
Biological process (GO): regulation of transcription by RNA polymerase II
Cellular component (GO): nucleoplasm
Molecular function (GO): DNA-binding transcription repressor activity, RNA polymerase II-specific; RNA polymerase II cis-regulatory region sequence-specific DNA binding
Source: RefSeq, a predicted model, not a curated record
AAAAACUAUCGUUUUCAGUCAGUGUGGACAUCGUAGACGUACAAAUUCUCUCGAGGCAUUCAAUGAGCGCCAGCAAGGUCGCCACAGCGGCAACUCCCGCCUCCAGCAGCAUCAACAUUUCCGACGGAGAGAAACCCAAGGAAAAACGCACUGGCACACGCAUGAAGCUGCUCAACGAUGUGGCAGCAAAGGCUGCAGCUGCCAGUAAAGGCGCCUCCGUAUCGCCGCGCCUCAAGCCGGAGAAACGCACAAGCAUCAAAAUACUCAACAACAACAACAACAACGAUGAAGCUCAGAGUAGUACAAAGGGCGGCGAUAGGCGUGCCACGCCCAAAACCGCCAGCACCAGCGUCAAGAUAUUAAACGAGAAGCGCUCGGCGCCCGCCAGCACAGCCGUGGAAACGGCCAAGAUAAAGACAUCGCCCAGCAAGAAGAAGAAAAUGGAUCACUAUGUGCUGCAGGCCAUCAAAAGUGAGAACAACAAAGCGGAGAACACGACCAGCGUGGUGGUGGUCGAGGACGAAGACACCAUAGACUUUAUACUGGCCGAUGAUGAUGUCGAGCUCGGUGCCGGAGCAAAGGAGAAUGGCGAAGAAUUUGUGGUAUCUGGCGUGGAUGAAGAUGAAGAUGAUGACGACGACGAUGACGAGGAUGACGGUGUGGUGGAAGGCGGUGCUAAGCGCAGAAGUGGCAACAACGAACUCAAGGAAAUGGUCGAGCACGUGUGCGGCAAGUGCUACAAGACAUUCCGACGCGUCAAAAGCUUAAAGAAACACUUGGAGUUCUGUCGCUACGACAGCGGCUAUCAUCUGCGCAAGGCGGACAUGCUCAAGAAUCUGGAGAAGAUCGAGAAGGAUGCAGUGGUUAUGGAAAAGAAGGACAUAUGUUUCUGCUGCAGCGAGAGCUACGACACCUUUCAUCUGGGCCACAUCAACUGUCCCGAUUGCCCGAAGUCGUUCAAGACACAGACCAGCUAUGAGCGUCACAUUUUCAUAACACACUCGGAGUUCAAUGAUUAUCCCUGCUCCAUUUGCAAUGCCAAGCUGAGGAGCGGCGCGCUGCUAAAGCUGCACGAGCAGCAGCAUCAAUUGCGUGGCAAGCCGUUUGCCUGCAAAAUCUGUGGCAAGGACUUUACGCGCUCGUAUCACUUGAAGCGCCAUCAGAAAUACUCGUCCUGCUCGGCCAAUGAGAACGACACCAUGAGCUGCAAGGUGUGCGAUCGUGUCUUCUAUCGCCUCGACAAUUUGCGCGCUCAUCUCAAACAGCAUCUGGGCACCCAGGUGGUCAAGAAGCCGGAGUACAUGUGUCAUGUGUGCAAGAAUUGCUUCUACAGCCUCUCCACACUCAACAUUCACAUACGCACCCACACGGGCGAGAAGCCCUUCGAUUGUGAUCUGUGCGACAAAAAGUUUUCGGCUCUGGUGGCGCUCAAGAAACAUCGGCGUUAUCAUACGGGCGAGAAACCCUACACCUGCACUGUGUGUAGCCAAUCUUUUGCCGUCAAGGAGGUGCUUAAUCGCCACAUGAAGCGGCACACUGGCGAGCGUCCCCACAAGUGCAACGAGUGUGGCAAGAGCUUUAUUCAGGCCACACAGCUGCGCACCCAUUCCAAGACGCAUCUGCGUCCCUACGCGUGCUCCAUGUGUAUCCAAAAAUUCAAGACGGAGAAGCAACUCGAGCGCCACGUUAAGGAUCAUACGCGUCAGAAACGCGCCUCCUUUGCCUGCACGGAGUGCACAAGAAGCUUCCGCACCAGCGCGCUGCUCAAGGAGCACCUGGACGCUGGCGAUCAUUCGCCUGUUAAAUCGACACGAGCCAAGCGCUCGGCCAAAAUGAUCGAGCGCACGGACUGCGCCAUUUGCGACAAGAACUUCGACACAACCGAGACACUCCGGAAUCAUAUACGCAGCGUGCACGAGUGCGACCCGGAUGACAUCUUUGGCACGGAGCCACCAGCCAAGCGCAGAGCUAAGAAGACCGUCGUGGCGCCGGUGGCGGCGGCGGAGCAGAAAGAGCAGGAGGAAGACUUGCCGGCUGCCAACACGUCAGCCGGCUCGCUCAUCUCCAGCAAAACGGAUGGCAACGGAGUCGUGGUGCGCGAGUUUCUGGUGGAUGAGGGUGACGGCAACGCGCAGACGAUUGUCCUGGAAAACGAGGUCUACACCAUUUUGCCACUGGAGGGUGACAAGGCAACCGAGCCGACGGCCGAGACCGAUGUCAAGGCCGAGUCGUCUAAGGAGAAGCCGUCUGUGUCGCCGGUGGUCAAGAAGGAGCAACGAAAAUCACUGGCCGCCAGCUUGGCCGCUGCCAUUGCGGAUAAUCUGGAGGAGCCGUCAAGCGAUGAUGAGUUCGGUGGCGAGGUGCUAACCGAGGAGGAUCUGAAGCUCAAGGAGAACAUUGCCAAGCUAAUAGACAUGCUGGUCGAUCCGCAAACCCUCAAGAAAUACGGCUGGCCCAACAGCUCCGAGGAGUCGGUGCUGUGCAAGGUCAUCGAGAACUGUGGCCACGAUCUGGCCAAGGGCAGCGAAGCCUAUGCCGAGUUGGACUACGGCAGUCGCAUGCGCGAAUAUUGCAAGCUGCUUUUCACCGUGGUGAUUCACAAUGAUUCAAUCAAGGCGCUGCUCAACAAUUUUCCCAUCGACGAUGUUAUUGAGUAUGUGCUGGGCGAUGAGGAUCAGGACCAGGAUCAAGAGACAGACAAGGGCAAAGACAAGGAGUCCGAGAACACGGACACGGACACCAGAGAGGAUGUUGUUGAGUCGGAGGCUUAACCCACGUUGCACCUGACAAGCGUUUGUAAAUACAUUUAAAGGGUAUUCACACAGUCGGUUAACUCUAUACGGUUUUCUUCAUUCCAAGCGAUGAAAUAUUUAAUGCAUGCUGCAUCAUCCGCUGUGAAAUACCCUACACAUUUAAUUUUCUUAAGCAUGUUGGUUUUGGUUUGAACACUAAGUGACCUUAGAUAAUGAAUGAUAAUAAUGUACCACCCAUUGAACUGUUGUUUACAAUUUACAUGCGAUAUUUCAUAUGCUAUUUUUAAAUAAAUUUAUUAAAUAUACAUCUUUAUAUAUAAAAA